GAACUCCUCAUUACAGAUUAUUAUUAGUCAUUCUUACUAUUCUUUCAAUUAUUAAUAACAAAAUUUCACAGGAUUAAUAACUUUCAUUAAAAAAAAAUGACUACAGGAACGUCAGCAACAACAGGAGAGAAGGAAUCAUGAAACACUAUCCGUGGAUUAUCUUAUUUCAAACAAUUUAUUCAGUUAUCAAUUUGUUUACAAGCAAAUUUCUAUGAUCUUGAAUUCAACCAGCACAUGAAUAUAUGUAUGUAUUAAUGAUCUAAAAGUUUACAUAAUAAAAAAAGUUAUUAAGGCUAGCAAACUAUUAGAGUCUUCUCUAUUAUGGAAUUGAAAGUGUUGAAACCAUAAUAACUUCGCCUUUAGGAGAUUUAAAAUUUAGUUAUUUCAAAAUGUCAUUCUGUUAUCUUGGAGAUUAGUGUAAAGUUUUGCCGUUAUGUAAAAUGGUUUAACAAAUAGAAAACGAUGGUUGAUCAUAGAGGUCAUGAAAUGCAUAAGUCAAAUCAGAGUAACAUUAGUACAAGUGUCACAAGUCAAGUUAAUGAUAUAUCAGUUUCAAAUACAGUCAGUAUAGGUAACAAUAAUAUAUCGACUGAUAGGUUUCGGGAUGAUAAUCUCGAAGAGGAUGAAACAGAUGAAGCAGAGGAAACAAUCAAGGUGGAAAAUGUGAAUAAUGAGGAAAAUCGUAUUACUCAUAAUUAUAAUAAUCAAACAACUGAUAUAGUAAAAAUGAAAAGUAAUCUUUCAAAUUAUACAAAUCAAAAUGAUCAUAGUAAAUCUCAAAAUUAUGAUGAAUUUGAUUUAAAAAGUGGAAUAAUCUAUCAAAAAUUAGAUUCUUUCAAAAAACCAUACACACACACAAUCACAACAACAACUACUAACAUUACUACUAAUACUAUUACUACUGUAACCACUACCAAUUCAACUAUACCAUUAACUGUUAAAUUAAAUAUUCAUAAAGAGAAUGAAAAUAAUUUAGAAAUGUCCAAAGAUGAAACAAUGCGUAAUUUAGCUAGACGUACACUAGCCAUUGGUAUACCUGGAUUACAUCUAUCCAAUCAUAAAACAUUAUUUAUAUUCUCUGAAGAGAAUGCAAUUAGAAAAUAUUCAAAAAUUAUCAUUGAAUGGGGGCCAUUCGAGUAUAUGGUUCUCUCAACUAUUUUAGCCAAUUGUAUAGUUCUAGCUAUGGAAAUGCAUUUACCAUCUAAUGAUAAAACAGCCUUGUCAGAAAAACUGGAACAAACUGAAACAUAUUUUUUAAUUAUUUUCUGUGUGGAAGCUUUAUUAAAAAUUGUUGCAUUGGGUUUUGCAUUUCAUCGUAAGGCUUAUUUAAGAAAUGUAUGGAAUAUAAUGGACUUUAUUGUGGUAGUUACAGGUCUCUUAGCUUACAUUCUCCCCAACUUAAAUCAACCAGCUGUACGUGCAUUACGUGUAUUGCGACCACUUAAAUUAGUAACUGGUUUUGAAAGUUUACAAAUUGUACUCAAAUCUAUCAUUAGAGCUAUGGCUCCAUUACUUCAAAUUAGUUUAUUAGUAUUAUUUGCUAUAAUUAUAUUUGCAAUAAUUGGCUUGGAAUUCUAUUCAGGUGGAUUUCAUAUGACAUGCUUUGAUUUAUAUAAUCCAGACUACUUACCAAUUUCUUUACCGAAUCGACCAACAUUAGCACCAUGCAGUCUUUCAAAUGGUUCAGCAACUAGUACAGGUUCUUUACCACAUGGAGCAUUUGUAUGCCCACCAAAUUAUAUAUGUAAAGGUUAUUGGGAAGGACCAAAUUAUGGUAUAACUAGUUUUGAUAAUAUUGGUUACGCUAUGCUUACUGUAUUUCAAUGUAUCACUAUGGAAGGUUGGACGGAAAUAAUGUAUUCAACAAAUGAUGCAUUUGGUGAUCGUUUCAAUUAUCUAUAUUUUGUUCCACUUAUAAUACUUGGAUCAUUUUUUAUGUUAAAUCUAGUACUUGGUGUUCUAAGUGGUGAAUUUGCCAAAGAAAGAGAACGUGUAGAAAAACGUCGUGCAUUUUUAAAACUACGUCGUCAACAACAAACUGAAAAAGAAUUUAGUGGAUAUAUGGAUUGGAUUCAAAAAGCUGAAGAGGUAAUUUUGGCUGAAGAUACUACUACAGCAGAUGAACGGAUGCGUAUUAUAUCAGCUCGUCGAAGAGCGGCUAAACAACGACUUAAACAGACUGGUAAAGAUGCAUCAUUCAAUGACUCGAAUUUUGAGGAUUCGGUAUUAUUCGCAGAAUCUAAAUCACAUUCAUCUUAUGGUGAUCUACUAAGACGUCGAAAAGAGAGAUGUCAGGGAUGUUGGAGAAGAGAAAAACGAAUUCGGUAUGCUAUAAGGAGAAUGGUAAAAAGUCAACCAUUUUAUUGGGUUGUAAUUAUACUUGUAUUUUUGAAUACCGUAUGCGGUGCUAUUGAACAUCAUGGUCAACCAGUAUGGCUUUCCACAUUUUUAUAUUAUGCAGAAUUUGUUUUCCUCGGUUUAUUUAUCAUUGAAAUGUUAUUAAAAGUAUAUGGAUUGAAUAUACGAAUCUACUUUGAAUCUUCAUUCAAUAUCUUUGACUGUGUGGUCAUUAUAGGAAGUUUAUUUGAAAUAAUUUGGGGAUUCUUUCAUCCUGAUGCAUCAUUUGGUAUCAGUGUUUUACGUGCAUUGAGACUUUUACGAAUUUUCAAAGUAACCAGGUAUUGGGCUUCAUUACGUAAUUUGGUACUUUCAUUAUUGAACUCAAUGAGAAGUAUUAUUUCGUUAUUAUUCCUAUUAUUUCUUUUCAUCCUAAUAUUUGCAUUACUUGGAAUGCAAUUAUUUGGCGGAGAUUUCAAUUUUGAUGAAGGAAGACCAACACAAAAUUUCGAUACCUUUGUUAAAGCCUUGCUAACGGUAUUUCAAAUAUUAACUGGUGAAGAUUGGAAUACAGUUAUGUAUAAUGGGAUAAGAGCACAAGGUGGUGUUACUAGUGGUGGUGCAAUUUACAGUGUAUAUUUUGUUUUAGUUAUGGUAUUUGGAAAUUAUACACUAUUAAAUGUAUUUCUCGCUAUUGCUGUGGAUAAUUUGGCAAAUGCUCAAGAAUUGACCGAAGCUGAAGAAGAACAGGCCAAAUUACAAGAAGAAAGUCAUUUAGCUGAAGAAUCAGCUGAAAUGCGAUCCGCUACUGAUGCCAAAAAUAAUUCUAACAAUAAUAAUAAUAAUAACAAUAACGGCGAUGUCAAAAAUACACAAACAGGAAAAUUGGUGAAUAAUUAUCACAAAUCUAAUAUUCAUGAUACAGAGAAUAGUCCAAAUACAAUACAAGGAAAUGCAAAUGAAAUGAAUAAAAAUAGAACCGGUGUACAAAAGGACAAUUUCAUGUUUCGUCACAUGACCAAUUUAAAUUUUACAUCGCUUGAAAGUGAUGAUACAGCAAGAUUACAAGGUUCUAUACAAAUUCAAGGAAAACCUGUUCUACCGUAUAGUUCAAUGUUUAUUUUUGCACCAACUAAUGCAAUACGACGAUUUUGUCAUUUCGUAGUCAAUUUACGCUAUUUUGAUUUAUUUAUCAUGAUUGUAAUUUGUGCAAGUAGUAUUGCUUUAGCCGCUGAAGAUCCAAUCUCUGAACAGUCAAAACGUAAUACAAUAUUAGAACACUUUGAUUACGCAUUUACUGGUGUAUUCACAAUUGAAUUAAUUUUAAAAGUAAGUUGAAUCAAAUGUUGGUUUUAAUAUAGAGGUUGAAAAGCU
Schistosoma curassoni is the source of this 3711-nucleotide messenger RNA. The record is from the annotation of a GenBank genome assembly. NCBI's taxonomy places the organism in Eukaryota, Metazoa, Platyhelminthes, Trematoda, Strigeidida, Schistosomatidae.